Molecule: messenger RNA, 1908 nt
Organism: Bipolaris zeicola 26-R-13
Lineage: Eukaryota; Fungi; Ascomycota; Dothideomycetes; Pleosporales; Pleosporaceae
Exons: 2
Coding region: 1-1908 (635 amino acids)
Biological process (GO): cell division
Molecular function (GO): protein binding
Source: RefSeq, a predicted model, not a curated record
AUGGAAAAUUAUCUUCGCGAAUGGCGCCAGGAGGCCCUCAACCGCUGCCAGUACGACACGGCCAUCUUUGUUGCCGACAAGCUGCUGGCCCUCACUGACGAUGACCAAGACGCCUUUUGGCUGGCCCAGGUCCACUUCACCACGGGCAAUUACAACCGCACCCAGGCCCUGCUUGCGCGCGGCAAUCUGAUUGACCGCACUCCCCAAUGCCGCUAUCUCGCUGCCCACUGCGCCAUCAAGCUGGGCAAGACGGAUGACGCUCUACACAUUCUCGGCGAUAAGAACCCCACACAUCUCAUUGCCGCCCCAGACAGUGCCCGUACUAAGCUGCGCCAUGUCCAUGUAAAUACACGCCACGGCCCCCGCCAUCACCGCUCCGGUUCGCGCAACGAGCGCCUGCCCACAAGUGAGGAACGCGACCGCGAGAAUGCCGACAACAUCAAGUCCGAAGCCGCCAUGUGCUACCUGCGCGGCGUUUGCUACGCCAAGCUGAACUCGUUCGAUCGCGCAAAGGAGUGCUACAAGACGGCUGUCCAGAUUGACGUCCAGUGUUUCGAGGCCUUCGACGCUCUCAUGUCCAAUUCGCUCAUGGCUCCGGACGAGGAGUGGAAGUUUCUCGAGUCGCUGAAUUUCGACACCAUCAAUGUCUCCAGCAAUCCCUCGCUGUCGCAAGAAGCCGCCUCUUUCACAAAGACACUCUAUACCACCCGUCUAUCCAAGUACACCAGACCCGAGGAGUUUGCGAAUGCUACCGAGACCCUUACCACUCAUUACAACCUUGGCGAGAACCCAGACAUUGUUCUCUCCAAGGCCGACCUCAUGUUCACCCUGUGUAGAUUCCGCGAUACCCUUGCUCUUACCUCGUCCGUUCUUUCCAAUGACAAAUAUAACUUCAAUAUCAUGCCCAUACACAUAGCAUCUCUGCACGAACUGGGCGAGAAAAACACACUCUUCCUCCUCGCCCAUGAGCUCGCGGACACACAUCCCUCUGAACCGUGCGUGUGGUUUGCUGUCGGCACAUACUAUCUCGCAAUCGGACGUAUAGCCGAAGCGCGCCGAUACUUUUCAAAGUCGUCCAUGAUGGAUCCGCAUUUUGGGCCCGCAUGGAUUGGCUUCGCACAUACAUUUGCCGCUGAAGGCGAGCACGACCAGGCCAUUUCUGCCUACUCGACCGCUGCACGAUUGUUUCAAGGCUCCCACCUGCCCCAGAUGUUCCUCGGCAUGCAGAACCUCCAACUGAACAACCUGACCUUGGCAAAAGAGUAUCUCAAGACAUCAUAUGACUUGUGUGAAAAUGAUCCAUGUCUACUUAAUGAAAUGGGCGUUGUCUAUUUCCAUGAGGGGCAACUUGUCGACGCCAUACACUUCUUCCGCCGAGCACUCGCCUUCUCAGAGCAAAACGAAGCAGAUCCUGAUACUUGGAUACCCACGCGGAUAAACCUUGCCCAUGCCCUUCGCAAGCACGAGAAAUACAGCGAAUCACUCGCCACUUUCGACGACGUCCUUCGCCAUGGCACAAAGGAUCCCAGCGUAUUUGCAGCAAAAGCACUAGUACUCCUUAACAUGGACCGUAGCUGGGACGCCAUUGUGACCCUUCACGAAGCCCUAGCCGUCGCGCCCCAAGACCCCAUGGCCACUGAUCUCCUCAACCGCGCUUUGGAAGUCAACGAAUCUGACAGCGGGCACGCGCAGUCCGACCCAGCUGGUGCAUCAACCUUUCCAGGCGAACCAGAAGAAAACGAAGAGAUUGAAGAGCUGGAACGCCGCAUGAGUGGCAAGCUACGGGAAAUCGAACAAAAUCGCGUCGCGGGCAGACGGAGCCGCAGGAGACGCCAUGCACAGGGUGGAUCAGUUGAGGAUGUUAGCGCUUUUGGCGAAAGUAUGGUGGUUGACUCAGAUGAAGGAUAA